Metarhizium robertsii ARSEF 23 is the source of this 480-nucleotide messenger RNA. RefSeq names its product zinc finger domain-containing protein. The transcript has 2 exons. Lineage: Eukaryota; Fungi; Ascomycota; Sordariomycetes; Hypocreales; Clavicipitaceae. Bases 1 to 480 code for a protein of 159 amino acids. The record is from RefSeq and is a predicted model, not a curated record.
AUGCCUCCCCGCCACCAGACCCUGCCCCCGGCGCAGACCUCGUCGGCGCGCGAGGCCCAGAAAUCCUUCUACUGCAACCUCUGCUCCAAGGGCUACUCCCGCAUGAACGACUACGAGGCCCAUCUCUCGAGCUACGACCACUCCCACAAGCAGCGCCUCAAGGACAUGAAGGCCAUGGUGCGGGACCCCAACGCCGGCGCCCGCGCGAGGAAGGCCGAGGCCAAGGCCGAGGGCCUGGUGAGCAUCAAGCUGCCCGGCCAGGAGGGCGGCUCGGGCAGUGCCGCCGCGGGGGGCUUUAAAAAGGGCGGUUUCAAAAAGACUGGGUUCAAGAGUGCCUUUGCGCCGGCCGACGGUGUCCAGAAGACGGUGCAGAGCGCGCCGAGCCCGCCCGUCAAGCCCGUCCUGAAAGACUCCCUGGUGGAGAGCGACACGGAAGACGAAGGGUACGAGGUCUACGACCCACGGUAUCCGACCGACUGA